This is a messenger RNA of Pteropus alecto (black flying fox), 4936 nucleotides long. It is a transcript of the gene DCLRE1A, whose product is annotated as DNA cross-link repair 1A. The record is from RefSeq and is a predicted model, not a curated record. Gene Ontology annotation, biological process: protection from non-homologous end joining at telomere; interstrand cross-link repair; double-strand break repair via nonhomologous end joining. Gene Ontology annotation, molecular function: damaged DNA binding; 5'-3' DNA exonuclease activity. NCBI's taxonomy places the organism in Eukaryota, Metazoa, Chordata, Mammalia, Chiroptera, Pteropodidae. The coding region runs from base 746 to 3910 and encodes 1054 amino acids. The transcript has 10 exons.
CUGGAGCUGCUGGGGGAGGGGGAUGGUGGUGGCAGGUGGGCGGCGGGGAUCCCUGAGGGCGCGCCUCUGUCACCAGGAGGGAAAGGCCGUGAUUGCUUUUAUGGAGCGGGCUGUGCUAGCAGUUCUUUCGCUCCCUGCCCUGGAGAUGUGUUUGUUCGUUGCUGCCGAAGCAAGAUGGUGGAGUACCCAGGAAACUGAAGUUUGUUGAAUAUCUACGAGGCAUUGAUAAGGGCAAUUAACGUUUAUUACGAAACACACACUUAUUUGAUUAUGGAAUGACUAAUGUUAAUUAGCAAACUAUGGUAGCCAUUCAGUGUUUGUACCUGCUGAGUCAGUUGCCCAGGGACCGAUGGAUUUGUGAGUUACUUGAACCAUGUCCAGUUGAACCGAUAGGAGCUUUAUAACAAUUUUACAAAGCUCGUUCUAAAAGUCCCUUUAGAGCUUAAUUUUCAAAGUAUAAAUGAUUCUUAUGAAUCAAAUUCUGGAAAAGGCCAAGAUACCUGGAUGACAUAGUAGCCACAAUAGAAAACUUCUUAGAUGCUACCCCUGGGUAGGUUCUCAUAAUUUUAAUUGUGGUGUAAAUGGAACAGCAGGUAUAAGGUUUGUAGUUUGCCAGUAUAUUUAUUACCAGCACUUUAGAGUCCCAUCAGGUUAGUGAGAUUUUCGUUACUUUUUGUCAGCAAAAUAAUUCCAUUAAAAAAUUUUGUUAUGAGAAAUGGACUCUCUAAUUAAGAUUAGUGCUUAAAUGAUAAAAAUCAUUUUUGCCAUGUUAGAAGAUACUUUUUCUGAAGAAGACAUUUGGGAAUACAAAUCCAAAAGAAGACUAAAACCAAUACAUCCAAAAAAUUGCUCUGAGAAUAUUCCAAAAUCUGUUGAAAAAGCAAUAGAUGGGAAAAAACGGUCAAAACGAAACAGAAAUAAAAGAAUUGUGGAAGCUGAAGAGAAGGCGAAGGACCCUGAAAUAUGUCUUAGAGAAACAGGUAGUCAGCCUUCUGUAGCUUCUAGUCAGAAUUCUAGUUGUGAAGAUGGUAUCCAGCAGUCCCAAGGCACUCCAGGAAAGCACUGUAGGACUCCCAGAAACAAAAAAGUAUCUCCAAAGAUACGUCCAGUUUAUGAUGGGUACUGUCCAAACUGCCAGAUGCCUUUUUCCUCAUUGCUAGGUCAAACACCUCGAUGGCAUGUUUUUGAGUGUUUGGAUUCUCCACCAGUCUCUGAAACAGAGUGUCCUGAUGGUCUUCUGUGUACCUCAACAAUUCCUUCUCAUUACAAGAGAUACACUCACCUCCUGCUUGCUCAAAGCAGGGCUAGUAAUAGUCCUGUUAGCAGUCCAUCACAUGGGUUAGUUGGUAGUUAUAGUGAGACUAAGUCAGGCCUUCUUUGUAACCUUGAGGAAAGAUGGUCUCUGUAUCAGAAACAAACUGAGAACUUAAAACAUGUUUCAACUGAUCCCUUGAUGAUGACACAGUGUCUGAGAAAAUCUCAGUCUCCAACUGAAAGCAAUAAAACAAUUUCCUUUUCAACAAAUAUCCAAACAUCCCAACAAGCUCCACAAUUUGUGCAAUGUGUAAAUAAUAACAAACUGGUAGGAAUUGGUUUGCCUCUUGCUGAAGAAUUAGGUAGCCAAAACAAUUCAGAACACAUAAAUUUGCCAUUGCCAAAGAAUGAUUUUAGCGACUGCGAUAUCUCCUAUUCUCCACUUCAAAGUGAUGACGAAACUUACGAUAUAAAUGGAAAGCUGGAUGAUUCACAACCUGAACUAUUUUUUACAGAAAACUCUAAAGAUGGCAGCCUAGAGGAAGAUGACAACAGCUGUAGUUUGUUUGAAAAAUUCCAUGGUCCCUUACUGAAGGACCAGGAGAAGAGCUGCCCCAAAGUGAAUAGCUUCUUAACUCAAGAUACAUACAAUGAGGAAUUGUAUAAUAACAAAACUCUAAAUGAUCCGUCUCAACUUAUUUUCCAAAAUGAGGGCAUUAUUUUGCAUCAUGAUCUAGCAAAUACCGAUGAUAAUUUUUUAUUGUUUCCACCUGCAUUAGCAGGGGAGCUUGCUUCUAGUUAUCAAGCCACUAAGGCAAAAGCUGAUGAGCCACAAUUUCACUUAUGUCUGUCAAAUAAACAGAAACAGGUAACUGAAGAAUCAGCUGUUUAUAAUCAAAUUUCUCUUCCAUUAAUUGAAAGUGAACUGUCAAAAUCUUUUGAAAGCCAGGGAGGAGGGUGUCAUUCUUUCCAUCCAACCCAAAGUAAAGUUAGAGAAUUAUCAAGUAAGAACUUCAGUGCUAAGAACAGUACCAGCUUAGUAUGUUCCUGCAGAAAGGCAUUAGAUGGUAUGCUAGGCAGUAAAGCUAUGGUUUUAAAUGCAGAAACAUUUUCUAGCACACCUACUGCUGCAAAGUCUUUGAAAAUGUUGCCAUCUAGUCCUAAGUGUAAUGUAACACAACCUUCUACCAAGGUAAUGAAGCAAAUGGAUAUAGGUGUGUAUUUUGGUCUACCACCCAAAAGAAAAGAAGAGAAAUCGAUGAGGGAAAGUGCAUUAGAAGGGAUGGACUUAAAUCCCGUCGUAAGUCCUAAGGAAAGGAGGUCCCGGCAGCGCAAGAGAAAAGCAGAAAAAUCUCUAAGUGAUUUAGAACUUGAUGCAAAGAGUUUACAUGAGAAUUGGCAAUCUGUGGAACUUCCUAGUAAAAGAUUACAGUGGCAAAGAAAGAGACGUAAAAAGUCAGAUUCACUACAGGAAGAAACACAGAAGACAGAUCACCUCAGUAACAGGACAGAAGCUGGAAGAGUCCGUUUAAGUAAAGAGAAAGUCUUCAUAAAAUCAGCUUCUGGCGGGCUGCACAGAGGCAACAUGAAAAUCCCAGAGUCAUCUAAUGCAGGAGAAUUGAGAAAAAGGACAUGUCCAUUCUAUAAGAAAAUACCUGGAACUAGCUUUACAGUUGAUGCCUUUCAGUAUGGGUUGGUUGAAGGUUGUACAGCCUAUUUUCUCACACAUUUUCAUUCUGAUCAUUAUGCUGGAUUGUCUAAAAACUUCACAUUUCCUGUUUAUUGUAGUGAGAUAACUGGCAAUUUGUUGAAGAGCAAACUUCAUGUGCAAGAACAAUAUAUCCAUUCAUUGCCAGUGGACACUGAAUGUGUAGUGAAUGGUGUCAAAGUUGUUUUGCUUGAUGCCAAUCACUGUCCAGGUGCCGUCAUGAUCCUUUUUUAUCUUCCUAAUGGUAAUGUCACAUUACACACGGGAGACUUCCGAGCAGAUCCCACCAUGGAACGUUCUCUUCUUGCUGGCCAGAAAGUCCACACGCUUUACCUAGAUACCACAUACUGUAGCCCAGAAUACUCCUUUCCGUCUCAGCAAGAGGUGAUCCAGUUUGCCGUCAACACUGCCUUUGAGGCUGUAACUCUAAACCCACGGACUCUUGUUGUCUGUGGCACUUAUUCUAUUGGAAAAGAGAAAGUCUUCCUAGCCAUUGCUGAUGUUUUAGGUUCUAAAGUGGGCAUGUCCAAAGAAAAAUAUAAAACAUUACAGUGCCUCAAUAUACCAGAAAUUAAUUCCCUCAUCACUACAGACAUGUGCAGUUCACUGGUUCACCUUCUUCCAAUGAUGAAAAUUAAUUUUAAGGGUUUACAGAGUCAUUUGAAGACGUGUGAUGGGAGAUAUGAUCAGAUUUUGGCUUUUCGACCUACAGGAUGGACACAUUCUAAUAAGUUAACGAGUAUAGCAGAUGUUAUUCCCCAGACCAAAGGAAACAUUGCAAUAUAUGGAAUUCCUUAUAGUGAACACAGCAGCUACCUAGAAAUGAAACGGUUUGUUCAGUGGCUGAAGCCCCAGAAAAUCAUACCUACCGUGAAUGUUGGCACCUGGAAAUCCAGGAGCACCAUGGAGAAAUAUUUUAAAGAAUGGAAACUGGAAGCUGAUUAUUGAUGUUACCUGGAAGGACUUAGGUGUAUAAUUUGUUAGUAGUUAAAUUUUUAAUGGUAUGAAAUAUACUUUAUGUGCAAAAACUCACGAAGGUCAUGCAUUUAGCUUAUUUUCUUAUUUACGUUUAAAUAAUGUGUUCAUGGUGCUGAGUGCCUCUCAGCAUCAUCAGUGAUAACUGAGACUGGUCUCCCUAGUAUCCUUGAUUCUUGCCCCUCCCCAUGGGGGCAAUUAUAUUCUGCAUCCAGCCUUAAGAGGAAAUAAAGGCAGGUUCGGGGACCAAAAAGAUUCACUAUAAUAGAUAACUAGAUUGAAAACUUAUAUAAGUAAUUAUGUAUCUUUGAAAUUAUUUAAUAUGGGGGAUAUUUUUAUGUGAUAAAACUUUCAUAUAAGUACACUUAAAUAAAAAAAUAAUCUUAAGUUUGCUAUGUAGUGUCUUGGUUUUUAGGAUUUAUAACGUGCUUUUCAUGCAAUUUUAUAAAUUUUGAUGAAAAUAAUUAUUCAUUUUACUCUGAAGAAGAUGACUCAGAGAGCCUAGAUAAUCACUCAAUAAAGGAUGGAGGAAAGUUUGCAUGAAUGAUGUUUAUCUGAACUCUUUACUCAAGAUACUGAAGAACUAAAAGUUUAGAUUGCUGUAUUUUUUUUAAAAAGUGAGAUUAUAUAAUUUAUUCAUGAAUCUCGAUCUCUCCAAUACAGAUUAAAUAGCUGAUCCAAAAAUGAAAAUUUUAGGCCAAUGCAUAUUAAAAAUUUCUUUAUAGAGUUUAAAUAAGAAAAUGGCUAGCAUAAUGAAUUUAUUCAUGUGUUUCUUGCAUUACCUCUAGCAAUGAAAUUAACUUGGAAUUUCUUAAUAAAUGUUUUUAUGGAAACUCAUUUUCAGUAAUGAUUACAGUCACCAGGAGGAUAUUAUUCUCCAUGAACUUUAUUUUCAUAAGCUUAUAUUUUGCUUUGUAUGGAGGUAAGGUCUGUAAGUAUCACAUGUAGGGGAGGAAAAGCUUUUAGGGGCACAGCGGUAAUAAAUCCAAUUAAACUAUG